AUGGCUUCCGGUCCCAGCUUAGCGGCCUCCACCGAGGAGCCACAUGCGGCUUUUCCCCCGUCACCGGAGCUUCGGUUCAAGCUGCUCUUCGUUCCGUUCGCGGAAUUCCUCCUCACCCUCACUGUCCCUUCGAUUGCCGCCGUCAACCGACCCUUCCCCAGACUCAACUCCUUUGGUCCAAUUUCCGGGGUAGAGAUGCCGGAUCUCGUAGACCCCAGAGAGAACAAUGAGGAGAAGCUUAUUUGA
This is a messenger RNA of Clonostachys solani, 246 nucleotides long. The record is from the annotation of a GenBank genome assembly. Lineage: Eukaryota; Fungi; Ascomycota; Sordariomycetes; Hypocreales; Bionectriaceae.